Messenger RNA from Seminavis robusta, 294 nucleotides. The record is from the annotation of a GenBank genome assembly. Lineage: Eukaryota; Bacillariophyta; Bacillariophyceae; Naviculales; Naviculaceae.
AUGACGCAGUCACUGGAGGUUGUCGGCUUGGUCCCAAGGGAUUCGAUUUCUGUGCUGAAGAGAGCUGGAGGAAGCUUCUUGGCGGAAACAGCGGGUCGAUGUGCCAAAACCAAAUACGCCGCCUCAACCAAUUUUGUGGGAUCCUGUGUUCCUUCAAGUUUCUCGUCGCAACAAUCCCGACAGGACCUUUACAAAGAGACCUUCUUUGGGUGUGGUGGUACCAGGUACGACUGCGGAAACAGAGUGGUCAAGGUCCUCCUCCCAAAUGUUACUCAAAGCAAUAACGCAAAUUGA